AAUUGAUCGUCGAACAGUAGACUCACUCACAGGCUCUCACGCAGUUGGCUCAUAGCGCUUAAUACGCGGCUCUCGGCCAAUGCACUCGGCGGUGACGGUGGUUCGUGACGGAUGAAAGCGAAAACAGUAAACUGCCAAGUGGAGACUACCUGUGUCCUCAGGCGUACAGAAAUAACUCGGACGAUCUGAUCACCCCAACUUCGACUAUACGGCGCCCGCGUUAUUGUUGUGCGACCGGCGAUUAUCGUUUUUUCAAAAACAAUUAUCAUGAUGGUAAGAGGCGCAUCGUGACUAGUGUUGUAUGUACCAUGUACGUGUCCGUCCAUGGGCACGGUGAACAUUUGUCACAAUAAAUAAUGUAGUGUUGUGCGUAGUAGUGGGGGUGGGAGUUAACGAAUCGUUUGACCAUAUUCACCACUAAUAUCACAUAAUAACCAUAAUUUUCCCAGUCAUGUCAAAUCAAUCACCAUCCAAAUCAGAUGUGAUGACUCAUUUUUCAGUGACGGACGACAACAAUCUUAUUGGAUUUAAGCAAAUUAAAACUUUUGAAUGGACUACCAAACUUGAAAAGUGUUUGCUACUAAACAUGGCACGUCUGAAGCCUAGUGGAAUAAACAAACACUUAAGUAUACUUUUACUAAAAGAAAAAAUAAGUAAAGAAUUAAAACUUAAUAUACCAAUUAAGGUUCUAUGGAAUUAUUUGUCAGCUAAAUGGGAUAUUAGAGCUGCUGAUAUUAUAGAACAUAUAAGUUUUAGUACUAGUGAGAAAGACUUUGUUUUACCAGAAGAGUUUGACCAGUUGAUUUCUGAAGAAGGAGAAAAAAUUAAAAAACUAGAUAAAGAAUGUUUAAAUGAUGAAAUUAAUAAGAAAAAAUUAUUAAAUUGGAGUGGUAAAACAAGAUCCAAAUCUAAUUCUAUGUCCUCUGUAGAUUCUAAAGAAGGUCUCAAUGAGACAAUUCCUUCAACAUUAUUAGAAAGCUAUCCUGCUAAAACAAAUGAAGUUGGAUUUGACGAUGGUCCAUGUACUAGAAGAUCAUUGCGUACAAAUGAAAAACUAGACAAUAGUAAAUCUGAUGAAAAAAACAAGUUAAAAGAUUUGAAACAGAUAAAUAAAAAAACAUCAAAUCAUUCUAAAGAUGUGGACAAGAUUGAAAAAAUCUCAAAUUUUAGAGGUCGAAAAAGAAAAAGUAGAAAUGUGUCAGAAUCUAGUUUUAGUUCUGAUAAUAGCAAACAGCGUAGGAAUUAUAAAAAUAAUUUAACAGAUUUAACUAUUUCGGAUAGCUCGUCUAGGUCAGUAACUCCAGAAAUUCUAAGAGGUAAAACAUCAAACCGUUCAGUUACACCUGAAACUAUUAGUAGAAAAUCAAACUUGCGAUCCAGUGAUAAAGACCAGAAAUCUAAACUUGCAUUAGAAAAAGCAUGUCUAAAGUUUGGUCAUCAUGUUGAUCUGGUUUUACCGGAAAUAAAAAUUGAACGUCUUAAACCUGAAAAACAAUUUGCAUCUUUAAUGGAUGCUAAGUCUAAAACUUUGACACAUAGUAAAAAUGAAGUAAAUAACAAAGUAAAAACUAAAAUACGUAAUAGAGUAACAUCCGAUCUAUUAGUAGUUCAACAAUCUCCAGAAAUACAAUCAUUAGGCAGGCGCUCUUGUAGCAACAAAAAUUCAUAAAAUUUAAAAAUGACAAAUAACACAAAUUACCUUGUCAUUAAAUCAUAUAUACAUUUAAUUAUAAAUGAUCAAUGUAACUAAUAAUAUUUAUUUAAUAUCACUAAUAUAAUAUUGUAGGUAUGUUUUAUUAUCUGUAAUACUAUAAAUUUUAAUUUCUGAAAACAAACCCAUUUAAGUCAAAUGUUAAGUAUUUUUUUCAUAUCAGUGGACUAGAAUGUUACCUAUUUAGUAUAGGUAAUAUUUAACAUAAUACUACAUGUUAUCUUCAAUGUCAUUAAUACUUCAAUGCAAAAAAAUUUUUACUACACUUGAUAAUUUUUGAUUUGACUAGCUAAAAAAGAUCAAUCUAUUUUGUUUACUAAUUCAUAAUUACUCACAAACCAUAUCUUAGAUAAUUAUUUUUCAAUUGUAAAAAUAAUUUUUUACUGGCUAAUUACUAGGUUUUUUUUUUUUAAAACAAGUUUAAGAAGGAUCAUUAACAUAAUUCAACAUAUUUAGUUAGCUUUGUUUAGAAUACAUAAUGAAUCUCUAAAUUUUAAAUAAGUAGUUUAUUUGAUAUUAAUUUCUUUAAUUCAAUAAGCUUCUGAAAUAUCACCUAAACCUUUUUUCUUCAUACAAAUACUUAUAAUUCUUAAAAAGAAAAUUUAAAAACAAGGUCUGCUUUCUUAGGUAAACUUUCUUAAGUGUCCUUUAGUACUUUUACUAUUAAAUUAUAAUAUAAUUCUGUUUUUAUUUUUAUCUGUUCAAAUAAAGAUGAGUGCAAGUAAAAUUGCUUGUAUUUUUUUUUUUUGCUUUGGUAGGAAUGUCCCUGUUAUAUGGAUUUAAAAUAUGUUUACUUAAAUAUUAAAAUAGUUAAGUAGUACUUCUACACAUUUUUGAGUAAUUUUUAAUCCAUACAAAAUUAUAACUAAUCAAUUAUUAUGUGAUUAAAAAUUCUUUUUGAUACACAUAUUUUGAUGAUGUUAGGCCUUUUCAAAAAAAAAAAUUAAUUGUAUAUAUAAAGGUAUCAAAAAUUUAAAUCAUUUAACUACGUAAUUUUUAUUUUUAAUUAUACUCAAUUUUAACCUUAAGUUGUUAUUUAAAAUACCUAAUUAUAGUAUUCAAUUAUGUUUUUAAAAAGUUAACAGUUUAAUUUUUUAUGUAGGAUUAUUUAAAAAAAUGCUUUAUUUUUGAUAUAAUUAUGAACUAUGAUACCGUAUACUUAAUCAUAUAAAUUAAAUUCCAGUGGUGUUUUUAUCUAUUAGAUCAAUUAUUGUGAAUUUUUAAGUUCUAUUUUUAUGUUAAAAGUUAAUUAUUCAUUUCAGCAAUCAUUUAAACAUUGAAAUUACAUUGUUUUGAUUUUACAUUUGGCAGCAACAUUUUAAAUUAAAUUAUUUAUCCAACCUAUGAAGUAUUGAAGUCCCAUCAAUGGUUCAAUCAAGACAAACGAAAAUCAACUCAUCAAACCUGACUUGCUUUUUAAUGUCAAACAAAAAUAUAAAUAGAUUGUGUAAAAAAAUUUAUAAAAAUAAAUAGAUUUAUAGAAAAUAUUAAUUUUUUAUCGAAGCUUAAUUCUUAUUUUUUAUUGGACCUAUUUAACAAACUUACAUAAUUCGUUUUAUUCUUAUUACCUAGAAAAUAAUAUAAUUUAAAUAAAAAUAACAAAAACACAUGCAUGUGUGACGUCCUAUUAAAGGUAAUAAAAAGCCACAUAUUUUCAGUGUUGGGUGGUAACGUAAUUAAAGUUACAAAUUACUGUAACAAAAUUACUUUGCAGUAAUGCUGAUGUGAUUUAAUUGUAUUAUUUUAUUUAAAUAAACAUAAUAAUGACGAAAUUACUUUUCCAAGUUAUUAAAAUAAGUUAUGAAUGUAGAAUGUAUGAAAAAAACUGGAGGGUAGGAUAUUCGAGAAAAAUCAAUAAAAUAUAUACGCGAUUACAAACGUUUUAGAUAUUAAAUGAUAAUCAACAAUAUUAUUAAAGAUCCCAAGAACACAUUGUGUUCAUGUCUAAUAUAAGGCAUUAACAAUGUACCUACUACGUAUAAGUCGUUAUGUAGUUUAUUUUUUAAAAAAAAGUAACAUUAUUUGUAACGCCUGCAUUUUAAAUAAAAAGUAAAGUAACGUAGUAGAAAUAAUGUUGGGUUAACGCGAAUGUAAUUUAAAUAAAAAUAUUUACUGUAACAAGUAACACAAUUUUAUUACUUUCCAAAAGUAAUUUAACCCAACACUAUUUUAUACAUAAAAAUUAACAGGAAAUCAAUUUUGUUUUUAUUUAACUUGUUUAAAAACUACUCCAAAUAUAUGACUGUUAGCAACAUGCCACGUGCAUGCACACAUCAAGUACCUUCAUCAGAGACAAAUUGCUUACAGGGGUGAGAUGGUCUCCAACCAUAUUAUAUGAUCUAAGAUGUGGCUACUGGCAACCAUAUAUAAAAGCAUAAUACUAUAACAAAAAAAAUAAAAUACAUAUGUAUUUUAUUUCCUGUAAACAACAUUGUUAUGGACCAAUACCCAUGGACCCCCUUCUUGUACAUACGCCACUAGCUGCAAGCAAUCAAUGUUAUUUAAAAGAGGGCCCUAGUAGCUCUGCCCAACCCAAUUACAAAAUUGCAAUAUUAAUUUUUUAAGCGGACAGAAUAAUACAAUAUACCUACUACCAUUUGUGUAAUAAACAAUAAUAUAGGUACAUCAUCAACCAACAACCAACUUAUAUAGAAAAUAGAACUAAGAACUAAAUUUCUAAAAAAUACACUAUUACUAUAAUACAUUAUAUAUACUAAGAAAAAUAGUACUUAAUGGACCAGUGCUCCUUGAGAAAAGAUUGAAUCAUGAACAUGGAAGUAGAGCCCCAAAAAAUUGUAAUUCUUAUAAAAUAUACAUAACUCAUGAAAAAUUAUAGAUAAAAAAUUUGAUUAAUUUGUUUCUUUAUAAUAUAAUCAUAAACGAUAAAAGCAAUAUAUCAUUCAACCCACUAGCAUCUUAUUCUACAUUGAAUAACAACUGCCACAAUUAAUCAUUAUUUUUAGUACAUUGCAUUGAUUAUUUUUAUUAGGUCUAAAAUGGUAAAAAUCAAGGGUCCUUUCUUUAGUGGCCAGUUAAUCAAUAUUUAUAUCUAUUAUAGGUAUACAUUUUAAUAAAUUGAAUGCAAAUAACUAAACAUUCAACACCAGUACACUACAAGGCACAAUUUUCAAAAACUGACCAAGAUUAAAAUAGAAGCAAGUGGUUAUUACCUAAGUUCUAAGUAGUAACAAGUAUACAUAAAUAUGUAAUACAAUUAGGCAUCAGCCAGUUUUUCGUCUAAAAAUAUUAAUGUUGUUGUUCCAAACAAAUAAAAAUGCUGAAAGCUUGAUAUGUACAAUAUAUUCAUAGACUGUACAACUAAGUACUAAUUACUAUAAUACAAUAAAAUUCGAUAAUAAUAUAUUAUAUUUUGAUUUUGGUAUUUUAGUUUAUAAUAAAUAAAUAAAUAAUAUAUCU
Metopolophium dirhodum (rose-grain aphid) is the source of this 5128-nucleotide messenger RNA. RefSeq lists its product as uncharacterized. The transcript is spliced from 6 exons. Gene Ontology annotation, biological process: regulation of transcription by RNA polymerase II. Gene Ontology annotation, cellular component: nucleus; NuA4 histone acetyltransferase complex. The record is from RefSeq and is a predicted model, not a curated record. Lineage: Eukaryota; Metazoa; Arthropoda; Insecta; Hemiptera; Aphididae. The coding region runs from base 452 to 1669 and encodes 405 amino acids.